Kazachstania africana CBS 2517 is the source of this 696-nucleotide messenger RNA. It is a transcript of the gene TEM1, whose product is annotated as Ras family GTPase TEM1. The record is from RefSeq and is a predicted model, not a curated record. The transcript has a single exon. Gene Ontology annotation, biological process: regulation of exit from mitosis. Gene Ontology annotation, cellular component: spindle pole body. Bases 1 to 696 code for a protein of 231 amino acids. Gene Ontology annotation, molecular function: GTPase activity; GTP binding. Lineage: Eukaryota; Fungi; Ascomycota; Saccharomycetes; Saccharomycetales; Saccharomycetaceae.
AUGGUAGCUUCUGAAGAGCAUGAAAAACAUCAGCAAAUUCCUUUUGUACGAAAUCAGGUUGACAUCCAAGUCGGUUUGGUAGGUGAUGCUCAGGUUGGCAAGACUUCUUUAAUGGUGAAGUAUGUUCAAAAUAUCUUCGACGAAGAAUACACUCAGACAUUGGGUGUCAAUUUUCUGAAACGUAAAGUGAAUUUACGAUCUACGGAUAUUGUCUUCUCUCUGAUGGAUCUCGGUGGACAACGUGAAUUCAUUAAUAUGCUGCCCUUGGCAGCCGUAGGUUCCGCAGCUAUUAUAUUUCUCUUCGAUUUGACUCGACCAGAGACGCUGGAAUCUGUAAAGGAAUGGUAUAGACAAGCAUAUGGGCUCAACAAUCAGGCUAUUCCAAUACUGGUCGGCACUAAAUACGAUCUGUUCAUCGACCUCGACGAAGAGUACCAAAGGCAGGUUUCGAAAACUGCAUUAGAUUAUUCAGAAGUAAUGGAUGCACCGUUGGUUUUUUGCUCGACGGCAAAAUCAAUAAAUAUACAGAAGAUCUUCAAAAUUGCUUUGGCCAAGAUCUUUAGCUUAACCUUAACUAUCAGUGAAAUUAAAGACACUGGGGACCCUAUACUCUUGUACAAACGCUUCGGUAGCAAACUUUCGAAGAAUAAAUCAUCUCCUUCAUCAUCAACUAAAUUAAAGACCCCUCGUGCAUGA